Molecule: messenger RNA, 3344 nt
Organism: Triplophysa dalaica
Lineage: Eukaryota; Metazoa; Chordata; Actinopteri; Cypriniformes; Nemacheilidae
Product: C3a anaphylatoxin chemotactic receptor-like
Exons: 3
Coding region: 1708-2745 (345 amino acids)
Biological process (GO): phospholipase C-activating G protein-coupled receptor signaling pathway; inflammatory response; positive regulation of cytosolic calcium ion concentration
Cellular component (GO): plasma membrane
Molecular function (GO): complement receptor activity; G protein-coupled receptor activity
Source: RefSeq, a predicted model, not a curated record
UUUGUCUGUAAAUCUGCUUGCCUCAAUUGGCCAACAUUUACGCUUUUUGGGGUGUCCUUUAUACGCCAAAGAGUAAUCGUGAUCCAUAAUAACAAUACAAAAGAUGCUGACUACGUCCCAGAUGCUGUUUAAUCACUUCUGCAUUUGCGUGUUGCCGUAGUUUCUAAAACCGGACACUGAGUAGUGCGGAGCAGCGGAUAUUAAGUCACUGAUAUGCGACAAAUACAAUGGAGACAAGGGACGGGCCAAUAUUUUAAAUCGGAAUUUCUCUGGAAUUGCACAUUCUUGGGAAAAUUUGGGAUAAAUUAAGCACAAACCUGCAUGAAAUAUAUCACACUGUGCAAGUGAUAUUUUCGAUAUUUCAUAACACCAUUAUUACAUUUUGUGCCUUUAAUCGACAUUGAGUCCGAGCCUGCAGGUCUAAUCCUCACCACCAGAGGACGCUCUUUCCUACAUCAAAAACAUUUCAUUUACUUGCCACCUGUUAAUUAUUGUAUUGGGGACAAAUUUGUGCGCAAAACGCAGUGUUGUAAUGUAACGAAGUAAAAAUACUUAAGUAAUUUACAUAAGUUUUUUUUUGUGUAUCUGUACUAUUGAGUCUUUAUAUUUCUGCAGACUUUUACUGAACAGUGCUGAACCAUCAUUGGUUAAUGCUCAAUGUGCAAGUGCAAAAAGGUGCCCUCUGCGGUUCAUUUCAACAUAAGGUUGUUAUUUGCUGCUUUUAAAGAUAAACAGCACAUUUUUCAGUUUCAAUGAAUUAUCAAAUGACUGGUUUGUUUGCGAGGAAAGAAAGAAGUAAGGGCCAGACAGAUUUUGUUUCAAAUGGUUCUCUUAGAGUUAUUAUAUUUGGGUUGGGAGGGAACUACACUUUUAUAAAGUCCUAAUUUAUUAAGUAAAGUUUACUAGAUGUGGUUUCUGAACUUGUAUUUUGUUGAGCCAUUUGGCAACAUGUUGUUCCAGAUAAGCUGAGCUUGAGACAGAGCUUUUUCAAAGUUGUAAAUUUCUAUGUAUAGUAAGCACCAUUUUUUAUCUUCAUGCUAAAAAACGUUUGCUUGAAUUUUACUUUAAAUUCUUGAGCAUAUUUCAUUUAAAAGUAGCCCUCUUUUGAUACUGAAGAACAAUAUUGAUCUGUUACUUUAAGACUUUUACUCAAGUCAUAUUCUAAAAGGUUACCUUUCCUUCGACCAAAGUAAUUUUCUGGCAAGAUAUUUUUUACUUUUACUCCCGUAUUGCUUUGGUACUUUAUACAUCACUGCUCAAAUGUAACCUUAAUCCAACUGAUUUUUCUAUUGGGAAGAUUUAUAAUGCACCGUAUUGAAGAUCUGUGUAUAGCUAAAUAAAGAAUGUUUUCUUGGGUUUAGACAUUAAAAUGUAUUAUUCAAUUUUGUCCCAGUUUUAAAAUCAAAAUGUGUUCGAGACCACAUUUAGCGAAUAAAACAUACAUUUUGCUGUGUUUUUGCUUGUGCAACAUCUCCUCCCACCUCCUGUAGGCAGACACAUCUGAAUGACUCAACAAAGAUGCUCAUUAACAUCUGAAUGCUGCUUUAACAAACACUGAUGAAAACAAGGAUGACUUCAUAUUCAAUUUUUAUUACAUUCAGGAUUUUGCAGAAUUGGCUGCUUAGUGACUAGGACUUAUUGGCAUUGUGUGCAGAAGCUGAGGAUGUUUUUACCCGCAGAAUUUAAACAGUAUGUCUUGCUUCUAGAAUGAUCUCCAUUACAUCUUUCCUCCAUUACUCCAUUAUCUUAAUUCACCAUUAUCAAACUACAAUGGACACCGUUGUCUACAUCAUUAUUAUUCUCCUGGGCACCACUGGGAACUCUGUGGUCAUCAAUGUGGCCGGCUUCCGUAUGAAACCCAACGUCACCAACGUAUGGCUGGUUAACCUGGCCAUAGCUGACCUGAUCUUCUGCUUAACACGAGUGACUUCACUUGUCAGUGUUGUGGUUGACUACUGGCCUUUUGGAGACUUUCUCUGCAAGUUAACUGGCUUAUUCAAAUAUACCAACAUGUUCUGCAGUGUUUUCCUGCUGGCUGUUAUCAGUGUGGAUCGAGUGCUCUGCGUGUGGCGUCCGGUGUUCAUGAGGAAGACACGGACGUUGUGUGCUGCUCGUGUGAUCAGUUUGUGGGUUUGGAUUGUGGCGAUUAUCUUCAGUUCGCCGUAUUUUGUGUAUCGCGGGCUCUACACUAAAAAUAACAACUUGAGCCAAUGCUCAUUUAAGGUAAGUGUAAAAGAAGAAGAGGAAGAAGGCAGAGAAAAUUCUGCUAAGUAUGUUUACUUCUACCUUCGUUUCAUAUGUGGAUUUCUGGUACCUUUCCUGGUGAUCUUUACCUGUUACACACUAGCAGCUAUUGGGAUACGCAGGACGCGACUCACUGGGAAAGCGAAACCUCUUCGGAUUCUUGCCUUAGUGGUUUUUGCCUUUUUCUUCUGUUGGUUCCCAUACCACAUCCUAGGUCUUGUUAAGCUAAUGGAUAAAAAACACUGGUCUGUACAGUUAGGAUGGCGCAUGGCUUCAAACUUAGCAUAUUUCAACAGCUGCGUGAACCCAGUGCUGUACUUCUGUAUGGGUCUGGAUCUCAGUCAACGGUGCAAUCAAAGUCUGUUAGCCGUUUUUCACAGAGCUCUUACAGAAGAAGGUCAAACUCUGUCCCAGAAAGGCACUGUGGAUGAAAGGUUGAAUUCUGUUCCAAAGGCAGAUGAUGAAGUUCACCACACACCAGUUUCUGUGACUACGGAUUAAAAGCAUGACAUUUUUUAUCAAACAAGUGUGCACAUUGUGUCACUUUUCAUUUGCUGUCAAUGGUUGCUGAGCUAAAAUUCAAACGAAGCUUAUUACUCAAAGACAUAUCUCAUUAUUUAUCUCACUACAUACUGUAAAUGCUGUGUUCACAAAUUUUAGCUUUUAUACGUCAUUUUUUUACUAUAACAUAUGCAUGCAUGAUAUUUUUAGUAUGUCCUUUGCAAUUGUUUUCUAUAUAAUAAAUGGUCAACUGUUACUGUUACAUUGGUACAAAUUGUAAAACAUUUUAUCGUAAUCACAAGGCUAAACUAUUAAAUGACUUACAUUUUUAGUUUUAUUUUAGUGAACCCUCUUCUACACACCAUAUUUUUUCCUUUUUCUGUUUGAAACUACACAUUUAUGCAUUUGAUGUUUUAUCCAAAGUGACUGUACUUUCAGUGUAUACAAUUGUCCACUUGUUUCUGUUUUGUGUCCUGAAAUACAUAAAAAGUUUCAUUUGUAUUUUUUUUCUUAUCUUUUGGAAAAUGUAAACACAGAAAGACACACACAUACACACUAUUUACUACAAUGUUAAUCAUAUUUGACUGUAUAAUAAAGCU